Molecule: messenger RNA, 1746 nt
Organism: Quercus robur (English oak)
Lineage: Eukaryota; Viridiplantae; Streptophyta; Magnoliopsida; Fagales; Fagaceae
Product: protein JINGUBANG-like
Exons: 2
Coding region: 104-1453 (449 amino acids)
Molecular function (GO): protein binding
Source: RefSeq, a predicted model, not a curated record
GUCCCCAGACUAUCUCAACUAAAUAUUUAACAGUCCUAACCAGAUUUUGAACAACCCCCAUUCAGUUUUCACAACAUAGGACCUUUGUCUAUGAUCAUCUACCAUGGAAUCUCAUGGUGAAGUAGACCUAAGGAGCUUCAUGGAUGAAGAAAGGAAGAACAUCAAUUUACCUAGGAGACUCUCUUUUGGUGCUCAUCAAAAUUCAGCUGAGCCUAGAAUGCUGUUUACUUCUCCAAGGCCAUCUUCUGCUUCAGCAACAUCAAUCCCAAUACGACCAAUGAGCCCAGAGACACCAUGGACACUCUCCCCGGUGCGAACAUCUCCCACUCAACCUCUUCUUUAUCAUUGCAUAGCCUCUCUCCAUCGCCAUGAAGGUAACAUUUUCUCUAUCACACUCACAAAAGAUUUUAUAUUCACUGGCUCUGAAAGUAAACGCAUCCAUGUCUGGAAGCAACCAGACUGCACUGAAAUGGGUUACAUAAGGGCUAAUUCUGGUCAAGUUCGUGCCAUCUUGGCUAGUGGAAGAAUGCUAUUUACCACACAUAGUGACUGCAAAAUUCGCGUAUGGAAUGUGUCGAUCACAGACAAUUUUCGACCAAAGAAGAUCACUACCUUGCCUCAAAGAAAAUCAUUCUUCUUGUUUCCAAGAAAGAGCACACUCCAACACAGAAACAUUAUUUCUUGCCUAGCAUACAACCAUGAAGAAAAGCUGUUAUAUACAGGUUCAUGGGACAGAACAGUUAAGGCCUGGAAUAUCUCUGAAAAGCAUUGUGUGGAUUCAUUUGUGGCUCAUGAUGGUCAUGUCAACGCAAUUGUUAUCAAUGAACAUGAUGGGUGUGUUUUCACCUGCUCCUCCGAUGGUUCAGUGAAGAUAUGGAGAAGGGUGUUUGGUGAAAGCUCUCAUAUUCUCACCAUGACACUAAAGUUUCAACUUUCACCAGUUAAUGCCUUGGCUUUGAGCCUGUCACAAAGCACUUGCUUGCUCUACUCUGGCUCCUCAGAUGGGCUUAUAAACUUUUGGGAGAAGGAAAAGAUGUCUGGGAGAUAUAACCAUGGAGGGUUUUUACAAGGUCAUCAUUUUGCUAUUCUUUGCUUAAUAGCCAUAGGUGACUUAGUCUUUAGUGGUUCCGAGGAUUCAACAAUCAGGAUAUGGAGGAGAGAGGAAGGAAAUUGCUUACAUUCAUGUCUUUCAGUCAUUGAAGGACAUCAUGGGCCAGUGAGAUGCUUAGCUGCUUCUUUAGAGUCAGAUAAUGUGGUUAAGAGUUUGUUGAUUUAUAGUGCUAGCUUGGAUCAAACUUUUAAGGUAUGGAGGGUCAAAAUUUAUCCCACUGAGAAGGCAAACUUGGAGGACCCAGUGAAAGAUCAGCAAAGAGAAGCUGUGGAGUUUGAGAUGAGUCCAGUUCUAUCACCAUCAUGGGUAGAGAAGAAGCUUCAAGGAGAUCAUUUUCAGUAGGAGAGGCAGUAGCUGGAAACAAUCCAGACCAUGUAAGGUUUAGUUUAGUAUGAUUUUGUGGUUAAUAAAAUUGAAUCUAAUUUGUUUUCUAGUUACAAAAUCUCCUUUCUAUUUAACCCACCAGCCCAGUUUAGCUGUUCCACCCAACUUGUAGUAAUGAAUUUUGAAGAGGUUCAAUUAAGAGGCUUUUAAGUUUUAACUAGUUUUUUCUGGGAUUGUCCAUGUGCACUCACCAGCUGCACCGGUAAUAAAUAAAAAUUUGGGACCAACUUUUGUAAAAUAGAGAAAUUUGG